AUGCAGGCAAUGGAGGCCGUGGUUGUGCCUGCUCCUGGUGCAUGGGUGCACGAUGAAGAGAAGGAGGUUGAGAAGGAGGUGGAAGGGGUCGAGGAGGAGGAUAUGGGGAUUCUUGGGGGUUGGAGCUCCGGGGGAUCGGUGGGAGAAUCGGCGGGGGGGUUGUUGGGGGUUUGCAUGUUCAAUCAUUAUGGUCGGGUCUCCGACUUCGAUUCUCGCUGCCGCAACUGUCUGGAGUCGCUGCUCGAGGGCGGCUUUCCUGCCUGUCGAAGACAGGUCGAGAGCCGGGGGUCUUAUUUCAAAAGAUACUUUUGA
Histoplasma capsulatum G186AR is the source of this 312-nucleotide messenger RNA. RefSeq lists its product as uncharacterized. NCBI's taxonomy places the organism in Eukaryota, Fungi, Ascomycota, Eurotiomycetes, Onygenales, Ajellomycetaceae. The record is from RefSeq and is a predicted model, not a curated record. The coding region runs from base 1 to 312 and encodes 103 amino acids. The transcript is spliced from 3 exons.